This is a messenger RNA of Lactuca virosa, 585 nucleotides long. NCBI's taxonomy places the organism in Eukaryota, Viridiplantae, Streptophyta, Magnoliopsida, Asterales, Asteraceae. The record is from the annotation of a GenBank genome assembly.
AUGGCGAACCGUCGACGCAGCAACUCCUCCGCUUUUCAGCUACCCCAAGAUGAUACCUCUCACUCCACAGAAGCCGGCGGAUCCUCCUCGACCCGCCACCCAGUUUACCAUGGAAUCCGAUUGCGAGCUGGGAAAUGGGUGUCUGAAAUUCGUGAACCGAACAAGUCAAGUCGCAUAUGGCUUGGCACGUAUCCCACACCGGAGAUGGCAGCCGCUGCUUACGACGUGGCCACAUUGGCACUUAAAGGUACGCAUGCGGUGCUAAACUUCCCAGAAUCUGUUCUCUCAAAUACGCUUCCUGAGUGUUCUACGGCUGACGACAUCCGUGCUGCAGCAGCAAGAGCAGCUGCUGCUCGAUCACCGGCUUAUGAAAGUGGUGAAGGAAGCAUGACGGUGGAUGCUGCAGAUAAUAUAUAUACAGCCCCUUCUGCUGGUGUAUUUAUGGAUGAUGAAGCAGUGUUUGGCAUGCCAAAUCUGUUAUUGGAUAUGGCGGAGGGAAUGCUCAUAAGUCCACCAAGGAUCGAUUAUAGUCCCCCGGACAAUGGGGCAUAUUAUUUUGGUGGAGGCAAUCUGUGGAACUACUGA